Urocitellus parryii (Arctic ground squirrel) is the source of this 3498-nucleotide messenger RNA. It is a transcript of the gene Bmi1, whose product is annotated as BMI1 proto-oncogene, polycomb ring finger. Gene Ontology annotation, biological process: negative regulation of transcription by RNA polymerase II. Gene Ontology annotation, cellular component: PRC1 complex. The record is from RefSeq and is a predicted model, not a curated record. Gene Ontology annotation, molecular function: promoter-specific chromatin binding. NCBI's taxonomy places the organism in Eukaryota, Metazoa, Chordata, Mammalia, Rodentia, Sciuridae.
GCUCAGCCCGGACGCGCCGCGCGCGGCCCCACGUUUUAGUUCCUUUCUCCCCCGCGCGCCCCUCUGCACCCUCGCGACGCACAUGGUCCCCGAGAAGAACACUUCUAUUUCCAGCCUCCGCGGCUCUCCCGGCCACAGCGCCCUUUGUUGAGAGGAUCUUUCAUCAAGCAGAAAUGCAUCGAACAACCAGAAUCAAGAUCACUGAGCUAAAUCCCCACCUAAUGUGUGUGCUUUGUGGAGGGUACUUCAUUGAUGCCACAACCAUAAUAGAAUGUCUACAUUCCUUCUGUAAAACGUGUAUUGUACGUUACCUGGAGACCAGCAAGUAUUGUCCUAUCUGUGAUGUCCAAGUUCACAAAACCAGACCACUGCUGAAUAUAAGGUCCGAUAAAACACUUCAAGACAUUGUAUACAAAUUAGUUCCAGGGCUUUUCAAAAAUGAAAUGAAGAGAAGAAGGGAUUUUUAUGCAGCUCAUCCUUCAGCUGAUGCUGCCAAUGGCUCUAAUGAAGAUAGAGGAGAAGUUGCAGAUGAAGAUAAGAGAAUUAUAACUGAUGAUGAGAUUAUAAGCUUAUCUAUUGAAUUCUUUGACCAGAAUAGAUUGGAUCGCAAAGUAAACAAAGACAAAGAGAAGUCUAAGGAGGAGGUGAAUGAUAAAAGAUAUUUACGAUGCCCAGCAGCAAUGACUGUGAUGCACUUAAGAAAGUUUCUCAGAAGUAAAAUGGACAUACCUAAUACUUUCCAGAUUGAUGUUAUGUAUGAAGAGGAACCUUUGAAAGAUUACUAUACACUAAUGGAUAUUGCCUACAUUUAUACCUGGAGAAGGAAUGGKCCACUUCCUUUGAAAUAUAGAGUUCGACCUACUUGUAAAAGAAUGAAGAUCAGUCACCAGAGGGAUGGACUGACAAAUGCUGGAGAACUGGAAAGUGACUCUGGGAGUGACAAGGCCAACAGCCCAGCAGGAGGUAUUCCCUCCACCUCUUCUUGUUUGCCUAGCCCCAGUACUCCAGUGCAGUCUCCUCAUCCACAGUUUCCUCACAUUUCCAGUACUAUGAAUGGAACCAGCAACAGCCCCAGCGGUAACCACCAAUCUUCCUUUGCCAAUAGACCUCGAAAAUCAUCUGUAAAUGGGUCGUCAGCAACUUCAUCUGGUUGAUUCCUGAGACUAUUAAGGAAAAAAAUUUAAACCCCUGAUUUAUAUAGAUAUCUUCAUGCCAUUACAGCUUUAUAGAUGCUAAUACAUGUGACUAUCGUCCAAUUUGCUUUCUUUUGUAGUGACAUUAAAUUUGACUAUAAAAGAUGGACUAGCUGUGAUAUUCAUAUGGACGUUAAUUGAAAAGAAAGAUUGUUCCUAUAAAGAAUUGGAUUCUGAGAAGGCAGGCAAGGUUUUUGUUUUUUGUUUUGUUUUGUUUCCUGUGUGUUAGGAAAGAUGUGAAAUGGUUUCUGUAACCAUUGUUUGGGUUUGGAAAUACUCUGCAGUGGAUAGAAGCAUUGGGCCAUAGUUUGUUAAUCUCAAUUAACACCUACAUUACAUUCUCCUUGAUUGUUCUUGUUAUUAUGCUGUUUUGUGAACCUGUAGAAAACAAGUGCUUUUUAUCUUGAAAUUCAACAAACAGAAAGAAUAAGCAUAGAAUAAUGCAUUCUAUGUAGCCAUGUCACUGUGAAUAACAAUUUCUUGCAUAUUUAGCCAUUUUGAUUCCUGUUUGAUUUUUACUUCUCUGUUGCUACGCAAAACGCAAAACCGAUCAAAGGAAAGUAAACUUCAGUUUUACAAUCUGUAUGCCUAAAAGCGGGUACUACCCUUUAUUUUACUGACUUGUUUAAAUGAUUCGCUUUUGUAAGAAUCAGAUGGCAUUAUGCUUGUUGUACAAUGCCAUAUUGGUAUAUGACAUAACAGGAAACAGUAUUGUAUGAUAUAUUUAUAAAUACUAUAAAGAAAAUAUUGUGUUUCAUGCAUUCAGAAAUGGUUGUUAAAAUUCUGCCAGCUGGUUCGACCUUUGCAGAUUCCCAUGCCCUAUGUUGAGCCUUGCUUUUAUCAGCAUAAAUUAUUUCCAACAUGGAUAUCUAAUUCUAAAUUCUGUUCAUUGGAAGCAAUUGGCAAGUCAUCAUGAUACUGACUUUCCUCCAAUAAUCAUGUUUGCUUUGAAAAUUAUUGUUUAGUUAAGAAAAGCUUUAAAGAAUAUGAAAAUAGUGUUUUAACUUUCCAUUGGUUAUAGUGGAAUUAAUGUGUUUUUAAAAUGCAUAUUUGUCACUAAUUCUAAAACAAAUUUUUUAAAUAAACCAGCUAAUUGCUGGAAGAAGGCAUUUUAUCUAAAGUUAUUUUAAUAUGUGAUAUAAGAAUAAUUUCAAACUUAAGUAUUGCUUUAACAACAAUUAACAAUGGAAUAUGCCUUCUCUGUAAUGUCUGGAAAUACAAGCAAUUUAUUAUGAACUUCUACAGAUAUUUUUUAAAUAGAGCAAGCAUGUUAAAUUUAAAACAUAAACAACCCAACACUUUUCAGUUUAUGUUUUGCUUUGGUCGAACUUGGUGUUUGUUCAUCACCCAUCAGUUAUUUGUGAGGGUGUUUAUUCUAUAUGAAUAUUGUUUCAUGUUUGUAUGGAAAAUUGUAGCUAAACAUUUCAUUGUCCUCAGUCUGCAAAAGAAGCACAAUUCUAUUGCUUUUUCUUGCUUAUAGUCAUUAAAUCAUUACUUUUACAUAUAUUGCUGUUACUUCUACUUUCUUUAAAGAUUCAGUAAAUGAUGUUUUAUGAAGCUACAAAAUACAUAUAUUUUUAUUUUGACCUAAAUUUGUACAGUCCCAUAGUAAGUGUUGUUUCUAAUUAUAGAUGUAAAAUGAAAUUUCAUUUGUAAUUGGGAAAAGUCCAAUAAAAAAGAUAUUCAUUUAGAAAAUAGCUAAGAUCUUUAAUAAAAAUUUGAUAUGAAAAGCACAAUGUGCAGAAGUUUUGGAAACCCUGUAGUGGAUUACCAACAGGUAAAAGUUAAAGAGAAUACAUUGCUGUCUUAUAGUGAUGUUGGUAAGAAGUACACGCUUUGUUGUAUAUUGCUUGAGAACCCACUGAAAGAUGUAUCUGUUUAUUUACUAUAAAAUCUUUGAAGUAAAAGUUACCAAUGUUUGCCAAUUUUGGUGAAUUUAACUCAUUUUUCUAGGCUUCUAUAUUUUUCAUGUUAUCUAUGACAAAGAAAAGUUAGUUGAUGCAAGUUUCAAGUACUGUUUUUUACUUUAGAUGAUCAUGUGUAUAAAGAAUGAAAAGAUAUUUUUCAAAACCUAAAAACUGUAAAUGCUGGUGGACUUGUCAUUUGACUUACACAAAACCAAGUUUUGAAAUCACAGAACUCAAAAGACUUGACAUCUAUCUCAACCUCUUUAUGAUGGACUUAUUUUUGAAAUUAUUAAAAUAUCAGAUGCAUUUAUGGCUUCCUUAGCACUAUUUCACCAUACUUGUGACUUAUUCCCUUUAUUUUAUUUGGAAGCGGAUAUUUGUCCCUACUCAAUUUGAAA